This is a messenger RNA of Blumeria graminis f. sp. triticale, 432 nucleotides long. NCBI's taxonomy places the organism in Eukaryota, Fungi, Ascomycota, Leotiomycetes, Helotiales, Erysiphaceae. The record is from the annotation of a GenBank genome assembly.
AUGGAAAACCAGAGGGAAAUUUUUGAAAAGCCCAUUGAACUAUCCUUUCCGUUGCCUCUCGCACCAGAGACAGAAGUCCGCGUCCACCUCACCAUUCGAGCAAAAUACAUACUCCUACAUCUGACUACUACAAGCAUAGGUGACACCUCAGUGCUACCUCCUCUUGGAUCUUUUGUCUAUGCUCUUCCAGAUCGGAUAAAUACAACCCAGACUAUCUCUACACCUCUCUGUCAGAAUGAAUACUCAAUAGACCUUACUACCCGUUUAGCAAAGAUUUUUGCUAGGAAAUUACAAAAGCCUGUCUAUGUUGGAAAUUCCAUAAGCUUUGCAAGUGCUGGGAUGGGUGGUACUAGCGAGGAAGAAAUAGAAGGUUUAAAAAUGAUUGUUGGUACUGUGAUGAAAGAGAUUGAUAGUCAUGAAAGUUCUGCAUGA